Messenger RNA from Meloidogyne enterolobii, 343 nucleotides. Lineage: Eukaryota; Metazoa; Nematoda; Chromadorea; Rhabditida; Meloidogynidae. The record is from the annotation of a GenBank genome assembly.
UUUUAGGGUGCUUUAUUUUACGCAAUUCUAUUAAACUUCAAACAUUUAUAUUUAUAUUAUGCCCCAGCAUUUAUUAUUUUUUAUUUGUCUUGGUAUCUUUAUUGGGAAGAAUCUGGUGGGAGAGUGUUUUCUUUAAUGGCAAUUUUGGUUGGAAUUUUUUCGCUUUCAUUUGGACCUUUUUUGAUUGAAGGAAUUUCUGCUUUUAAUUUUAAAGGUUUGCAAAGAAAUUUAAAUUGGAAGGUUUUUUCUCGUUUGAACCAUUUUUUAUUUGGGUCAACCUUUAAAAAUGGUUGUAAAAAGUCGAAAAAAAAUUCUUUUGGGGUUUGAAGAGGCUGGUAAUGAU